Aspergillus campestris IBT 28561 is the source of this 1008-nucleotide messenger RNA. Its product is annotated as putative ubiquitin-conjugating enzyme. Bases 1 to 1008 code for a protein of 335 amino acids. The record is from RefSeq and is a predicted model, not a curated record. The transcript has 4 exons. Lineage: Eukaryota; Fungi; Ascomycota; Eurotiomycetes; Eurotiales; Aspergillaceae.
AUGUCGACUUCCAGAUUACCCAACAUCCCGGCCCUGCGCAAACAUCAGCUGCUCCUGGAAUUCGCCAGCUUAAGACAUGCUGCCCCUCCGGGUGUUUACGUGAGCCUUGCGCCGAAUGAUCCGACCCUCUGGAGUGCGGUUGUGUUUGUCCGCUCUGGUCCCUAUGCGUCGGCGAUCCUCCGCUUCCAGAUCAAAUUCCCUCCAUCCUACCCCGACCUUCCUCCGCUGGUGACCUUCUCUACCGACGUCUUCCACCCGUUGAUCGUGCCCCUUACCACAUACACGUUUAGCACGAAUGCGUCGAACGCGGACCCUGUUAGCGCUACAGACGAGGAGCGGUUACCGCCCGGCGGGUUCAGUCUCCGACAUGGGUUCCCGCACUGGUUCGGUCGGGCGAAGCGGAGUGAUGCUACCUCUGAUGGUUCAUUGGGGGAUGUCAGCGUGAUUGAAUCAAGCGUUGCUGCUGAGACUGCCACGGCUGCUGGGACGGAAGACUCCACGGCCGGCGACGAAGGGUCACCGGCGUCUCCAGUUGAUGGAGACGGUGAGGCGACGCCUAGUGACACCACUAUUUCGCCUCCGGUGGAUAAAAUAACAGAGACCAGGAAGUCAGUUCCAGUGCUAGUUCUGUUGGAUUAUAUCCGAUCUACCUUUGACGACGAGUCGGUUCUGGAUUCCCUGCCGCUCGAGGCGGCUGGCAAUCCCAGCGCAUGGCAUGCCUGGAAGGCCCACAGAAGAGAUCAUGGUGACAACCAAGCGCUGUAUAGUUCCAAGAAGGGAAGCCCGCAAACGCGACUUCCCGGCGACUGGCACUGGGAUGGGAUCUGGGCCAAACGGGUCCAGGAGGAAGUGGAAGCAAGCCACUCGGAGGCGACCCUGUUCGGAACUUCGACUCGGGGUGGAAGUGAAGAUUUGGCAUCACAGAUUCGCUUUUCUCGACUAGACGAUGCGACGCUAACGAAUAUCAAAGAGAUGAUCAUUCCCCCGAUGGAGGAGGCGCAUGAAUAA